GGGAUUUUACUGGGUUUUGGGUUUUAUCGGACUGCUUGUGCAGGAUUUCAUCCCUGAACGACCUUGUUGUUCCUGCUGUGGACGGGAGGAUUUUCAGGGAAUGGAGAGGAGUGGGAUCGUUUUCCUCCACUCAGAUAAAACUGCAGCCUGAGCGUCUCUGUCGGACGGAGCGGGAUGUUCUGAUCGGCUCUCAGCGAUGGAAUCCAGUGGAUGACAGCAGCUGAAAACUCCCAGACGGAGGAAGAGGAGGAGGUCGCCUCCACAGCAUGGGCUGCGUCAAAUCCAAGCGGAGCGCCGCGGCCUCCCAGCACGCCAACUCCACGGAGAGGAAGCCCACGAGCGAGAAGGCCUACUUGAUGGGCGGGUCGGCGCCGGGCUCGGCGGACGGCUCGCCGCAGGUGAACGCGGCGCUGCUGGAGUACGCCCAGCGGCUGUCGGAGGACAUCGUGGCGCGGGCGGUGCAGCAGUGGCUGGAGGUGGACAGCCGCUACAGCGACAUCCCCUACAUCGAGUGCGACGUUCCGUGACGGGAACCUUUACGCCUGGCGGCAGACGAGUCGACGGGAAUCCGGUCUGACUGGACAGGAUUCAUCCUGAAACCUUCCUCCAAACGGACCGGAGCGCUCCGAUCCCGACUCUGUGACAAUGAGGUGGAAGAUUACCGAUGAACCCAGGAAUCCCGUCUGACCCUUGACCCUGGUUGGAAACUCUCCCUGGAGCUUCUUUCACUGCCACUACUUCGCCUUAACCUCCGCCCUCCGCCAUGCGGGCCUUCUGGGCCGCUGACGAUGCGUUCUCCGGAUUGGGAGCUUUGACAGGGACUGACUCAUCGGACGAACCGACGAGACGUUUCGGUUUCGGUUCGUCCGUUUUGGCUACGUUCACACAGCAGGCGAAUUCGCCCAAUUCCGAUCUUUCACCAGUUUGUUCGGAAAUAAAUCUGAUUAUUUCCAAAGCAUCUCAAUGCAUGUCGUAUUUUAUUCGACUUUUACGUCGUUGAGGUGAACGUGCCUCAUAAUUCUGCACCAGAAGAAGAAAGACGUAAAUCUGGACAUAAAGAAUGAAAAUUAUAAUCAUGAAUUGAUGAAAGAAGUUUGAGUCAGUUGGAAAACUUUAAAAAAUCAAAUUUCAUUAGAGUCGUUUAGAUUGAAUAAAAAAAAUUAAAACCACAUGAAGACAUUUUCUUCCUCAUUUCCUCCAGCAGUAACAUCCUGUUGCUGAUCCUGCGUGUUUCCAUUGCAGUAAAUAUACUAACUUUACUAAAACAUUUUGAAAAACGUUUUUUUUUCUAAAUUGGUGUGUUUCCGUUGAGUGAAUUUAUUUUUGUAAUUGUAAUUUGCAUAAUUUUAAGGCGAAUGGAGCCGCAGCUGGUGAGGAGCAUCCCAACCCACUUCGGUCCGAAUCCACCGGACAAACAAAUACGCAGGAAAACAAUCGGAUUUUAGCGAAAAAUCGGAACUGAGCCUGAAGACCUGCUGUGAGAACGUGAACUUUGUGCCGCCGUUGGUGAUAAACUUCCUCUGGUUGCUUCAGGAAACUCGGCAACCAAACCAACCAAAUACACACUGUGCAAAAGUCUGGAGUCAUCAGACUGAACCCGUCUGGCUUUAUUGAUGGUUUUUCAGUUUUUCUACCAUUUUUUGGUUAAAUCGAUGAAAAACACCAAAGAAAACAAAGUUUGACAAAAACAAAAGAGGAUUUUAGCUCCAACCAAAACCUGAAAACGAGUUUCAGGACUGGAACUAAAAACAUUUCAAUCCGGUCAGCAGCAAACGUUUUCCAGACUUUUUGAAACUCUCAAAGUUUUUCUUUGGGUUUUAUGAGCUUUUUAAAAAAACGUAUAAAUCUGAUGGUUAAAAAUGUUUAAAUUCACAUAAUGACUAAAAUCUGGCUUUAUUUUCUCUCAGUGGGAUGAAAAAAUAUCAAAAAUCUGAUAAACAGGCAGCAAAAUACAAAACUCAGAUCUGCAGCAGAGGAUCGACAGUCUUCAGGAGAAAUAAAAAAUAUGACAAAAUGGCUGGGAAGAGCCAUUUAUGUCAAAUAUUUCCACAUAUUUAAAUGAGUAUUUGCUGAAUGAAGUAACUUUAUGAAUAAGUGGAUGUUUAUUCUUGUUGUUUACGUCACAGCGGCCAUGUUGGAUUUUAAAUUCCCUACUUUGAAAUUAGAAAUAUGGAUUUCUAACUUCAAAGAAGUUGAAAUCAAAUAAUCAGAGACAAUUUGUUUAUGGAAAAAAUGAAUAAUUCUCCAUUAGGAAAACGGUUUAAUUUUGGGAUUUUUUAUGGAUUUAUUUGAAGAAACAGGAAGAAGUUUAUUCCUUUCACGUCUAAUUGGGUCAUCAGAGGUCAGGAGCUUCAACAAGCAAAAAACAGGAAAAAAUCUGAUCAAAAAAAACAAAAAACUCCUAAAGUCAAAGAAAAACAUCCAGAAAGCCUGGAAGCAAAAUAUAAAGAAAUUCAGAUAAAUGAUUAAAAUUCAGGUCUGGUUAAAUUUGUCGCCCAGUUUGGGUCAAAGUCAGAUCGGGUUUCCGUCGGUGUUCAUCCAGAUUGAGACCUCAGAGGUAAAAUCUGUGAAACAUUUAUGCCUUCAUGGUCAUAAAGACCUUAAAAUGAACCAAAAGGGCCUCAGAAAAUAGUUUAAAUGUCUUCUGGUCCUGAAUCUGUUCUGUGUGGCGUUAAAGUUUAAAACUGUUUAAAACAAAUCAGCUUUAUUUGGUGAUGGUUUCUCUCCUCUCGUCCGACCGCCGUCUCUCUGGAGUUUUAAAGAUCAAUAAUCUUUAUUAAAACUUCAGUCUUCCAUCAGAAGCUUUAGGAAAAUGUUUUUCCUGUUCAGAUCCAAACUGAGUUAUUUAAAGUGGAGCAGGAGAAACUGGCCUGAGACCAGCGGAGCUCCAGACCUCACAGGGAAAUGAUCCGCAAAUCCAAACGACUCAAAGCUGCAGGACAAAAAACCCGUCGACCUCAAAACGGACAGAAACCAGAUUUUUAAUCCACAACCUUUAAUGAAAGGUCAUUUAUGUUCUGUUUUGGAAAACUUGAUAACUUUUUGUUGCCAAGAAAAGAGAAAAUCCUCUUCAGGAAUCAGGAAUCAGCUCUGUAGUAAAUAUUUCUGCAGAAAACACUAAAUCAGCAGUUUUAGAGCAGCGGUGUCCAAAGUGUGGCGCAGGGGCCUUUUAGAGGCCGGGGGAGGAUUCUGUUUGGACUCAGCUGCUUCGUUUCUGUAUGUAGUAAAAUCACAUAUAUGAGACUAAACUGUUUUAUUUCAUACCUCAUCUUUGUUCCAAGAGAAAAAUAUAGAAGAUAAUUUGUAAUCAAAUCAUAAUUUGCAUUUCAGAAAAAAAACCUGCACAGGUGAGAUUCAGCCAGAGUCUGGCGAGGGAUGAAUUCAGGAACAAACAUAAACAAGUGAAAUAAUUUUAACUGUUGAGAAGAAAAAUUAUGGAGCCAUAAGAAGAAAAAAAGCCAUUUGAGUUUCCUGAUGUUUUGUUUGCAGCAGCAAUAAUUUGUUCCAAAAGAGAAAAACAAACAUUAAAUUUUCAGUUAUUUUCUUUAUUUUAUUCAUUCAUAAAUGUCAGUUUCAGCUUAGAGUGAAAUAUUUUGCUUGGAGCUAAAUAUUUAGUUAGCAACAUUUAGCUUGCAAACGGCAUAUUUACAGUUGCUUAGAGUAACUAAACAUUUAAUUAACUAAAUUUGUAGUUAAUGUCUUGGAAACUAAAUAUUUAGCUCACCAUCUACUAUUGAAAGAACUAAAUAUUUAGUUUCCUAACUAAAACAUUUCUUUGGACAGAUAUUUGAUGGCUCCAAAUGAGUAAAGUUUUAAACUUAACUAUUUAGUUUGACUAAACUCACAUUUCUAAAUGAAUUACUAACAUGGUGAAAAUACGACUUUGAAAAAUUAAACCUAUUUGUUCUGACUGAAUAAAAUUAUUGCUGUUAAUUUUUGACUGUAACUUUACAAACUGAACAUUUCCAGAGUUUUAGUUUUGUAGUUUCUGCUCACCUUUAGUUUCCGACCUGCAGAACUAAACCUGUGGAGGUUUUUGUUUUGGAAAUGCAUCUUAAAGGGCCAGUUCCACAAACCUGUCUAAAGAUUAUGUAAUUUCAUAAAAUUUUAGUUUUGGUUUGACUAUAAAGCUUUCCCACUAAUUACAAUAUUUACUGUUUUAAAGGUAAAUAAAGCCGGAUGUUGAGACGG
This is a messenger RNA of Xiphophorus hellerii (green swordtail), 4191 nucleotides long. It is a transcript of the gene akap19, whose product is annotated as A-kinase anchoring protein 19. The coding region runs from base 267 to 527 and encodes 86 amino acids. The record is from RefSeq and is a predicted model, not a curated record. Gene Ontology annotation, molecular function: protein kinase A regulatory subunit binding. The transcript has 2 exons. Lineage: Eukaryota; Metazoa; Chordata; Actinopteri; Cyprinodontiformes; Poeciliidae.